Messenger RNA from Macrobrachium nipponense, 1691 nucleotides. Its product is annotated as fibrillin-1-like. The transcript has 11 exons. Gene Ontology annotation, molecular function: calcium ion binding. The coding region runs from base 110 to 1174 and encodes 354 amino acids. NCBI's taxonomy places the organism in Eukaryota, Metazoa, Arthropoda, Malacostraca, Decapoda, Palaemonidae. The record is from RefSeq and is a predicted model, not a curated record.
CUUCAUGAAUACGAAACAUUCAGUUGUGGACAGGGGUCCAAGAAGUUGUUGAGUGUCAGUAGUUAAGUUUUGCUCGAGUGGCGAGUGGUUCUUUACGACUAUUUUCGAGAUGUGCCAUACCAAACUGAACGUAUUCUUAGCCGCUGUAGCUCUGUCUUAUCUGUGCAAAGCUCAGAUGAUUUCUGAACACGAAAUACUCGCCGAGCUAUUCACAAACAUAAAUGAAAAAUUAACAGGCCUACAAGGAGCUCUGGAAUCGAUUGAACACGCACAAAAGUACAUACAGCAAAGUAUUGAGAGUCAACAAGCGCAACUAUCUUCAAUAGAAGAAUCACAGCUGGUGAUGGGCAAAGAAGUGAAAGGGUUGCAAGAUUUCAUGUCGUCCCUGAAGUUACCCUCGUGUUCAGAUGACAUCACUGUUUUACUUGCGAAAGAUGAGUGUAUGGACGGGACCCACAACUGUAGUCAGAAUGCUGAGUGUACAGAUAAGAUAUUUAGCUUCGCCUGUUCAUGUGUAACUGGCUACUCCGGUGAUGGAUUCGAAUGUUCAGAUAUUGAUGAAUGUACAGAUGCGGACAUUUGUGGAGAUCACGCAAGUUGCAAAAACGUGGAAGGUUCCUACAAAUGUGAGUGUUCCAAUGGCUACGAAAUGAGAAGCAACAGAUGCCAAGAUAUCGACGAAUGCAAGAGUGAAGAACUGCACAAGUGCCAGGUUCCAGCGACAUGCGUCAACUCUGAAGGCAGCUACGAGUGCCAAUGUCUCCCACCUUAUAAAGGAGAUCCGUUGAAUUGCGAAAUGGAAUGCUUGCAACCUAGCGUCUACAUAGGAAGCCUGGGUUGCGUCACCCCUAAGUUCAUACGGCUGCCCUGGGAAGCGGCAAGACGAGUGUGUGAAGAAUCUGGUGGUAGAUUGCUGGAAAACAUCGAGAAUUCGCAUUUUGAGGUCCUCAGUCAACACUUCCAGCAUCUCAUGAGCGAUCGUCCCUUCCCAUGGAUUGGUUUCAAGAACAAGACCUGGGUCUCCUCCAGGCGCGCGGUUUCGAAGAAAGUGGUGGCGAAGGCGGAGGACGGUCUAGAGGGAGACUGCGGAAACGUCGAUCUGAGGAAGCCUCAGUGGGGAGUGUGGGACGCGAACUGCUUCGACGAGGAAUAUGCGCUGUGUCAUAAAGUCUAAACGUUUAAAUGAUCUGAUUCUCAUUAAGAUUAAAGUCACUCAACAGUAUACGCCUUGCGUGUAGCAAUGUCAUCUAAAGGCACUUUAUUCUUUCACCACUUUAUAUAUCUUUUUCUAACACUAUAUUACACCUACUAUAUACAUUCUCACUCGUCAUAAUAUCUUGUUUCAAGGUAAUUAACCUACUCAUUUGUUCUUCCCGCGCAACCGCAACCCCCCCUUACAAUAUCUAGCCCGAUAUUUACUUUCUAUACUUCGCUACUCAUUAUACUGAAUGACCGAACAAACGAUUCAUGAAAAACUCUGGUUAAAAGUGUUGCUCAAAGAAAGGUUUAAAAGUUUCCCAUACAGAUUCUUCUGAUAGUUUCAGUUCAUGUGACCUAUGUCUUAUUAUUAUAAAUACAGAUAUUUCCUUGCUUAUAAGAAAACUUAGUAUUAUAAUGACUAUAUCUUGUAACGUGACGUAAUAUAGUAUGCAAUAAGACUGUAAGGAAACCUAAUAAAUAAUAGCAAUGAA